UACAAUGUAUGGAGGAGUGCGACGCAGUCGAAUGUUUUGUGACUCCAUAGGUAUGUUGAUAAAAAAUCGUGGAAAAAAGUGCGAAUUUGUGUAAAAAUGUUAUAAACCGUUACGAACAAAGUGUCUCCAGUGUAGUGUAUAAGUCUUUUUGUGUAAUAUGCCUGAAAUAAGUCGCCACUAGUUCGAAUAGUCCACAGGCUCGGCCUGGUCUACGUAUUCUCAAUUCCAAGUAUUGCUGUUUUCAAGAAUGGUGCAUCAUACAACUUAAAUUAUUUGAAAUCGAAGAAAAAUGGAUUUGAAGAGAUGGAGUCACUUUUACAUGAAAGUUUUGCUUUUGUUUGGCACCAGUGGAAUUGUUUUAGCCCAAAAAGAACCAAGAAUGUGUUCGCCAGGGUUGGAUUUUGCAGGGUACACGGUACCCCAAGGAGAUAUCGUAAUAGAAUACGGAAAUCCAUUAGAUAUAACUUGUGUCUUAUUUAAUAGUACUAAAAAUAAACUCAGCCCUAAUGCUAGUCUUUCUUUAUCUUUUACGAGAAACAAUGAAGUUGUUCCAUCCGAAAUGAUCGAAGUGAUAAACUCCACAGCCAUUAAAUUGCACAUUGAUAAACCACCGAAAGUUUCAAGUGAUACGUACUCUUGUAUUAGGCUCAAUGACAGUGCGGUUUGUAUGAAUUGUGUCACUGUUGGAACGAAACCUCAACCUGUCACCGAUUUCGAUUGCAUAAGCUACAAUUAUGACAAUCUUACAUGUACAUGGACCCCUCCUGAAAAUUACAUUAAAACAAAUUAUAAUUUAACAUUUACUCUAGGUGGCAGGGCUGCUCGGUUCCAUCACACCUGUCCUCAUAUUGAUUACAACGAAAAAACGAAACGCAUGAGCUGCAUGUGGAACGUCUCUACAACCCCUCAAUACCGCCAAGUCCAUGAAGAGAUCAAUUUUACUCUCACGAUGGAAAACAAAUUUGGAACAAAUCGACUAAAUAAACAUUUCCACCAUUUUGCGCACGUAUUGUCAGGCCCUCCUGAGAAUCUAACAGCUAUAAGUACAACGCCAUCUUCGAUUUAUCUCUAUUGGAUGGUUCCGCUUUCGAUGCGUACUUUUAGGCCGGGGGUGCACCACCGAAUUUUAUAUCAGUGUGAAUACUAUGAAAAGAAGUGGCAUUUCGGUGGCUUAAUUACGGCGAAUCCACAAAGAAAGGAAAUUUAUUUUAAUUUGACUAACCUAAAAUACGCACAUGCAUUGUGCGAUAUCCGGGUGUCGCUAAGGUCGGCGAGAGCUUUGCCCACUGACGAAUCGAUGUGGUCGAAUAAUGCCUCGAUUACAGUCUGGACUAGUAGUAAAAUACCAGACGAGCCACCAGAAACAAACGUCGGAAGUUUUGAAGUUGUGGCGUUUGGUAAUAGUUUGCAAAAUCGGGAGGCGUAUGUCUAUUGGAAGCAAAUCAAAGAGGAACAAAAAAAUGGACCCGAUUUUCAUUAUGGGAUUAGUGUGGUAGAAGAACCGUCAAUAAGACCGGUUGAAUUCACUAAUACAUAUGCUAAAUUCGAAAAUUUGUCUAUUUCGACUAGUUACACGUUUAAUAUUUGGUCGGAAAAUUCAAACGGGACGUCGGCCCGGAAAUCGACCGUUUUUAUACCGAAGCAAACAGACCGUAUUAAAGAACCGUGGAGUUUCACUAAAGUCGAGUUUGGCGAUGGUGUUUAUGAAUUAACUUGGGUGGCACCAAAAUUGUUGGAUCAUCAGUAUAUCACUAAUUACACGAUAUUUUCUUGUAGUAAUGAGAGAGAUAGGCCAUACCAAUGUAACGGCAUGCUAAAUUGGACUGUCGUCCCCAGUAACACGACUUCUAAAACUAUGAUCGUUGAAAAGAACAAAAUUUUUCAAUUUGCGAUUUCGGCAAACACGCAUAACGGUAGUAGCGGCAUGUUAUGGGCGUCUUGCACCGUUAUUCAUAACAAAAACAUGGGCAAAAUGAAAAAUGUUUGGAUAAAUAGUGUCGGUUCAACUUUCAUAGAAGUCGGAUGGAAAUUAGAUUGUGCAGAUCGUAUAGGAAGUGUCGAAGGUUACGUUGUUUAUUAUUGCCCGAUCAAAUCGCCAAUGCAUACAGAAUGUAAAGCUCCUCAAGCCAAUAUGACUUUUGACGGAACUUCAAUGCUUUCAAGUGGGAAUAUAACAGAUUUGAACCCUUACACGACGUAUAUGCUUACCGUUUCGGUGAAAACUAAACAUACGACCUUUAGCCAACAGAGCGAUCCUUUGUAUAACACCACACUUGAAGAUGCUCCUAGUACACCUCCGCGUGAUGUAACUAUACAAAAAGUUACAAAUUCGUCCAUUAGGGUUGCAUGGAAGCCACCACUAGCUCUCAACGGUAUUAUUCGAGAUUAUAUAGUUUAUUGUUGUGCAAAAGGUUCAUUGUGCGAGAAAAUUCCAGUGAAAACCGAAUUGAACUACACGAUAACCGACCUGAAAAGUUUCGAGAACUAUUCAAUAGAACUCGAGGCUUGUACUACAAAGUGUUCAGGGAAGUCGGAGAAAUUACAAGUGACGACAAGCAUGGGCUAUCCCAGCAAAAUACGUAAACCAACAGUCGAUUUACGUAACGAUACUUCCAUCACGAUUAUCUGGAGUGAGCCAGAAGAGCCGAGUGGGCGAAACGAUUAUUAUGUUGUCCAGUUUCGACAAAAACAUAAGAGCGAAAAUAAGACUUUCCAAUAUAAUACUACGAAGCGCAAAUUCGUUAUUGAAAAUUGCGGCGAUGGUGGCAAAUUUAAUGCAUUUUACAUAUCAGUUAAGGCUGUAAAUAAAAUAGGGAAUAGGAGUUAUGACGGCCCCUGGAGUGACGAACUCGAAAACUACUGUGAAACCCCAAUUAACUACAUAAUGUAUUUGCUUCUUAUUGUCGCAAUCGUUGCUGUAGUCUCUGUGGGAUUUUUCUCGACACGAUUAUACAAUCAUUGCAAAUUUAUGCGCGACGUCGAAGUGAAACUUCCUCCUGGUUUAGCUCCCGUCGUGGCCGACCACACUUUAGUCCCGUGGAGCACCGAGAAACGUCAAGAGACCGGCGAUUCGCACUCUCCUCCCGACGAAGAACUCCUCCUAGUGAAAAUGAGUGAAGGCAGACAUUUUAGUGGUGAUUCCAGUGGUUGCAGUUCAGGACACGAGAGUGUGACCUCGUCGCUUGAAUCGGGGACACACAUUUCCAGCAGUUCCGACUCGGGAACCGAACAACCAGCAGCUUACAGCGUGAUGGAAGCAACUUCCGACACUCCUUAUAUAUCGGUCACUGGUGACUCAAGUAAAGUCUAUAAGAGUGGGGGCUCUGAGGCAAGUUCGCCGUAUGUCAUGACAGGGGAUCCAGUCAAGACUAUCAACCCGGGGUAUAUACCCUUCAACCAGCCCCCGGAAUAUGGUGGGGUGUUAGAUUCGAAAGGCGACUCGCCUUAUAUUUCGGUCACUGCAACGGACGCGAACAAAAUCGAGUAUAAGCCGAGUAGUGACGUUUCAGAUGAGUCGUCGCCGUACGUCAUGACGGGGGAUGCGCCGAAAAUCAAUCCUGGUUAUAUACCGUUCAAUCAGACUGAACAGAUGAAAAAUGCAUAUGUACAUAUUACAUUUUAAGUUAAGUUAUGUAAAUAUUUACUGUUAGGAUCAGGCGGACUUGGUGGUCGAAACUGUGCCUUAACUAUGGACUGAAACAAACACUGAAUGUGUGUAGUUAUUUCUACCAACCAUAGACAACUUGCCAGGUGCUUUACGCAAUGCCAAUUAGUGAUAACGUAGAACUGAUUAUCGUUUUUUAUUAUUAUUGGCUUUAUACUUAAAUUUGGUGUUAACAUUUUGAAUGUUUAUGUUUGUGUCGCUCUUUAUUUAAAUUUCGAAACUAUUAGUGGUGAAGCAUUUUUAGUUUAACUUUAUUUUUGUAUGUAUGCCAUCUAAAUCAUUGUCAGAUCGAAAUUACUUUAUUUUACUAAUUACUUGACACAAUUAUUUGUUAAUAACUGCACAGAUUCAAUUUUAUGUGUUGUUUUUUUCGUGUUAUUUUAAAUAAACAUGAUUUUUCAUGAUUUUAUUUAUUUAUGUGUGGCAGCAAUUUUUAUUUGUUCCUAACGUGUUGAAUAAUUGUGGCCUUUACUUGCCGUUUGUUUUUUUUAUUGGAAUUGGUUAUGUCAACGUGUGUUGUCCCUGGAAUGCAUUUCAAUUUGACUGCGUUGCAAUCAAAUUAAGAGAGAUUUAUUAACUCCAGAUCGUGUCAGGCCUAUAUUGUAUAUACACCCACGUCAAUUGUUUUUAUCACUUGUAAAUUAUCGUAAUUUUGUCUGAUGAAGAUUUGUUGCGAUUUUUAGUAAAUGUUACGUUGUGUCAUGAAUGAAUGUCUUGAAUUGUACCUUUAUUAUAUUAUUCAUAUUAUGUCAUUGUUCCUUUUCCAUUAUCACAUUUACUCAAAUAUAUAUUUAUCAAACA
Molecule: messenger RNA, 4465 nt
Organism: Tribolium madens (black flour beetle)
Lineage: Eukaryota; Metazoa; Arthropoda; Insecta; Coleoptera; Tenebrionidae
Gene: dome
Product: cytokine receptor
Exons: 15
Coding region: 290-3622 (1110 amino acids)
Molecular function (GO): protein binding
Source: RefSeq, a predicted model, not a curated record